ACAGAUCAGCACGACAGACCAGCCACUUCUCUCUCGCCGCUAACGCGCGCACGUGUGGACGAGAAAGCAAGCCGAGCAAAGAGAAGCACCCAGCGCAGUAGCGGUAGCGCGCCACGAUGCUGCGCCCAGGCGUCGGCCUCGGCGCCAACAUCGUCCACUCGCCGUGCACGCCGCGCGGCGGCACGGCCGUGCUCACCCACGGCAGGCGCCGCCACCUCUGCCGCUUGCGCAGCAACGCAAAGAAGUCCCCCGAGGAGGAAGAGCGAGGCGGAGGCGACGCCAACGCUCUGUCUGGCGUGCUCCCCGGCAGGAGCGUGCUCCUGCGGGCCGGCGCGGUGAUCUUCGCCCUCGGCUUCGUCGACGCCGGGUACAGCGGGGACUGGUCUCGCAUCGGCGCCAUCUCCAAGGACACCGAGGACCUGCUCAAGCUCGGCGCCUACGCCGUCGUGCCUCUCUGCUUGGCCCUCGCACUUGCUGUGCCCGGCGACAGCGGCGGUGAAUCUUAGGACUCAUACGGUGUAGUACUACUUGAUUAUGCUCGGUAUUCGUCUACUACGUGUCAGUUCCUUAACUGAGGUACGGAGUAGUGCAUAUUUGAGCGGCACCCGACGCUGUUGGGAUCA
Messenger RNA from Lolium perenne, 623 nucleotides. RefSeq lists its product as uncharacterized. Lineage: Eukaryota; Viridiplantae; Streptophyta; Magnoliopsida; Poales; Poaceae. The record is from RefSeq and is a predicted model, not a curated record.